Ricinus communis (castor bean) is the source of this 4924-nucleotide messenger RNA. Its product is annotated as ABC transporter C family member 8. Gene Ontology annotation, biological process: transmembrane transport. Lineage: Eukaryota; Viridiplantae; Streptophyta; Magnoliopsida; Malpighiales; Euphorbiaceae. Bases 125 to 4573 code for a protein of 1482 amino acids. The record is from RefSeq and is a predicted model, not a curated record. Gene Ontology annotation, cellular component: vacuolar membrane; plant-type vacuole. The transcript is spliced from 13 exons. Gene Ontology annotation, molecular function: ATP hydrolysis activity; ABC-type transporter activity; ATP binding.
GCCAAGAAAUUACAGAAUGAAAAGUGUAGCCAUGUACAUAAAUGAUAGAACUCUUUAAUAAUUUUUGGUAGGCAGCUGAGAACCUGUCUCCUUCAGACUUCACUGGUUUCCACUUGCUGCAACUAUGAUCAGCCCAAGUCUGAUCAGAGAAAGUCUCUCUUCAAUAAUGGCAUUUUCGGAGAGUUCACUUGGGGAACUUUCUUGGAUUUGUAAGGAAAAACUUGAUUUGGGUUCUCCUUGCACACAAAGAAUCAUCAUAGACAUCAUAAAUCUGGUAUUUCUUGGGGUCUUCUAUCUGUUUCUGCUACUGGGUUCAAUCAGAAAACAUCAAGUCAGUUGGAGCAAUAGAAGGGACUGGAUUUCUGUGGUGGUUUCAAUUUGUUGUACACUUAUUAGCAUUGCAUACCUUGGGGUUGGAUUAUGGGAUCUAAUAGCCAAAAACCACAGUUUUAAUCAUUUGAGCUGGUUGGUUUACCUUGUUAGAGGAAUAAUUUGGAUUUCAGUAGCAGUUUCCUUGCUUGUUACAAGAUCCAGAUGGAAUAGAAUUCUGGUUACUGUCUGGUGGGUGUCCUUUUCUUUAUUGGCUUCAGCUUUAAAUAUUGAAAUUCUAGCAAGAGCAAAUAGCAUUCAAGUUCUUGAUAUCCUACCAUGGCCUGUGAACUUUUUGCUGCUACUUUGUGCUUUGAGAAACUUCAGUCGUUUUUCUUCUCAACAAGCUUCGUAUAAGAACCUGUUUGAACCUCUAUUAGGUGCAAAGGAGGUAAAGAAUCAGAAACUAGCCCACGCCAGUUUUCUUAGCAAUUUGACAUUUUCUUGGAUAAAUCCUCUGCUUAAGUUAGGCUACUCAAAACCAUUAGAUGAUGAAGAUAUCCCCUCUUUACUUCCUGAAGAUGAAGCCGAUAUAGCCUAUCAAAAGUUUGCUCAUGCAUGGGAUUCCCUUAUAAGAGAAAAUAACUCAAACGACACUGGGAACUUGGUUCUUGAGGCUGUAGCGAAAGUACAUCUCAAAGAAAAUAUAUUUAUAGGUACAUAUGCUUUGCUUAGGGCAAUUGCAGUGGCAGUUCUUCCUCUGCUGCUGUAUGCUUUUGUUAAUUACUCAAAUCUUGAUCAACAGAAUCUGUAUCAAGGUCUUUCUAUAGUAGGGUGUCUAAUUCUCGUGAAGGUAGUCGAGUCAUUGUCUCAAAGGCGUAGCUUUUUCCUGGCAAGACAAUCAGGAAUGAGAAUAAGAUCAGCUUUAAUGGUGGCCGUCUAUCAAAAGCAGCUCAACCUUUCGAGUUUAGCCAGGAGGCGGCAUUCAACAGGUGAGUUUGUGAAUUACAUUGCAGUGGAUGCUUACAGAAUGGGAGAAUUUCCUUGGUGGUUUCACGCAACAUGGGCUUAUGUAUUGCAAUUGUUUUUAUCCAUUAUCAUCCUUUUUGGAGUUGUUGGUCUUGGUGCAGUUACAGGAUUAGUACCUCUUCUGAUAUGCGGACUUCUCAAUGUCCCAUUUGCAAGAUUUCUUCAGAAGUGUCAAUCAAAAUUCAUGAUUGCUCAAGAUGAAAGACUCAGGGCUACUUCUGAGAUCCUGAACAACAUGAAAAUCAUAAAGUUACAAUCAUGGGAAGAAAAGUUCAAGAGUUACAUCGAAUCCCUCCGAGACACUGAAUUUAAAUGGUUGACCGAAUCACAGAUUAAGAAGACCUACGGAACUAUCUUGUAUUGGCUAUCUCCAACAAUCAUUUCUUCUGUGGUCUUUGUUGGAUGUGCCCUUUUCAGGAGUGCACCAUUAAACUCUAGCACCAUUUUCACAGUGCUUGCAACAUUAAGGAGCAUGGCUGAGCCUGUCAGAAUGAUACCCGAGGCUCUUUCUAUUUUGAUCCAAGUUAAGGUCUCCUUUGAUAGAAUUAAUAAUUUUCUACUUGAUGAUGAGCUCAAGAAUGAAAGCAUUAGCACAAAUUCAUCUUAUAACUCAGGUGAAAGUAUUGCAGUUGAAGGAGGUAAGUUCAGCUGGGAUCCUGAACUAUCCAUGCCAACUCUCAGAGAAGUAAACCUGGAUAUUAAAAGGGGGCAAAAAUUUGCAGUUUGCGGACCAGUAGGAGCUGGAAAAUCAUCGCUUUUAUAUGCCAUGCUUGGAGAGAUACCUAAGAUUUCAGGAACUGUUAAUGUAUUUGGAUCCAUUGCCUAUGUUUCUCAAACUUCCUGGAUUCAAAGUGGAACUGUUCGUGAUAACAUACUUUAUGGCAAGCCAAUGGACCAGGAAAAAUAUGAGAGGGCCAUAAAAGCAUGUGCUUUGGACAAGGACAUUAAUAGUUUCAAUCACGGAGACCUCACAGAAAUAGGGCAGAGGGGACUGAAUAUGAGUGGUGGACAGAAGCAGAGGAUUCAACUCGCCCGUGCUGUCUAUAACGAUGCUGAUAUCUAUCUCCUUGAUGAUCCUUUUAGUGCAGUAGAUGCACAUACUGCUGCAAUUCUAUUUAAUGAUUGUAUCAUGACUGCAUUAGAAAAUAAAACUGUCAUACUAGUGACUCACCAAGUGGAUUUUCUCUCAUCAGUCGAUCAAAUUCUGGUUAUGGAAGGUGGGCAAAUUACUCAAUCAGGAAGCUAUGAAGAACUGUUGAUGGCCUGUACAGCAUUUGAACAGCUUGUGAAUGCUCAUAAAGAUUCAGUAACAGUAUUGGGAUCUUAUGAUAAAAGUCGAGGAGAAUCUUUAAAGGCAGAUAUUGUUAGGCAAGAAGAUUUUAGUGUGUCUAGUCAUGCUAAACAGAACAGCGAAGGAGAGAUAUCUAUGAAGGGUGUGGCAGGAGUGCAGCUAACAGAAGAAGAAGAGAAGGGGAUUGGUAAUGUUGGAUGGAAGCCAUUUCUUGAUUAUAUACUUAUUUCAAAGGGAACACUUUUUGCUUCCCUAUCGACAUUAUCCAUAUGUGGUUUUAUUGGUCUUCAAGCUGCUGCAACUUAUUGGCUAGCAUAUGCUGUUCAGAUACCUGAAAUCAGGAGCAGUAUGUUGAUCGGAGUUUACACUCUGAUAUCAUCGCUUAGUGCUAGUUUUGUAUAUUUGAGGUCUUACCUUGCAGUCCUUCUUGGAUUAAAAGCUUCUAAGUCCUUCUUUUCUGGCUUCACCAAUACAAUCUUUAAAGCUCCAAUGCUCUUCUUUGAUUCUACUCCAGUUGGACGGAUCCUGACUCGUGCUUCAUCAGAUCUGAGUAUCUUGGAUUUUGACAUUCCUUUCUCCUACGUCUUUGCGGCUGGUGGUCUAGUGGAGCUUGUAGUUACCAUAGGAAUUAUGGCCUCGGUCACAUGGCAAGUUCUUGUUAUAGCAGUCCUUGCUAUAGUAGGUGCAAAAUAUAUUCAGGAUUAUUAUUUAGCCUCCGCAAGAGAACUGAUAAGGAUCAAUGGUACGACGAAGGCCCCUGUCAUGAAUUAUGCAGCUGAAACAUCACUUGGUGUUGUUACAAUAAGAGCUUUCAAAAUGGUGGAUAGGUUCUUUCAGAAUUACCUGAAGCUUGUUGACAAGGAUGCUGUUCUUUUCUUCCUUUCUAAUGGGGCAAUGGAGUGGUUAAUUAUAAGGACAGAGGCACUGCAAAAUGUGACUUUAUUCACUGCUGCUCUUUUGCUCGUAUUGCUUCCAAAAGGCGUUGUCACUCCAGGACUUAUAGGACUUUCAUUGUCUUAUGCAUUGUCUCUAACUGGCACCCAAGUUUUCGUGACUCGUUGGUAUUGCAAUUUAGCAAACUACGUAAUAUCAGUUGAAAGGAUUAAGCAGUUCAUGCACAUUCCAUCAGAACCACCAGCAGUUGUGGAGGAUAAUAGGCCACCAUCUUCCUGGCCUCCUGAGGGUAGGAUAGAGCUCCAAGACCUGAAGAUAAGAUAUCGUCCGAAUGCUCCACUAGUUCUCAAAGGAAUCAACUGCAUAUUUGAGGAAGGGACUAGAGUAGGAGUUGUAGGGAGAACUGGAAGCGGAAAAACCACAUUAAUCAGUGCUUUGUUUCGCUUAGUAGAGCCUGCAAGUGGUCGAAUUCUUAUAGACGGACUUGACAUAUGUUCUAUUGGCCUCAGAGAUUUAAGGACAAAGCUCAGCAUUAUUCCUCAAGAAGCAACGCUUUUCAGGGGUAGCGUUCGGACAAAUCUCGAUCCUUUAGGUCUGUAUUCUGAUCCUGAAAUAUGGGAGGCUUUGGAGAAGUGUCAGCUUAAGACAACAAUUAGCAGUCUGCCUAAUCAACUAGACUCUUCAGUGAGUGAUGAAGGUGAAAAUUGGAGUGCCGGACAACGCCAACUAUUUUGCCUAGGAAGAGUACUUCUGAGGAGAAACAGAAUUCUAGUUCUGGAUGAAGCUACUGCUUCCAUUGACUCUGCUACUGAUGCAAUUUUACAAAGAAUCAUCAGACAAGAAUUCUCAAUGUGUACGGUGAUAACAGUUGCUCAUAGAGUUCCCACUGUUAUAGAUAGUGACAUGGUCAUGGUCCUUUCUUAUGGGAAACUGGAGGAGUAUGAUGAACCUUUAAAGCUGAUGGAGAUUAAUUCUAGCUUCUCUAAGCUUGUAGCUGAGUACUGGUCUAGUUGCAGGAGGAACUCCGAGAAGAACUUCGGCAAAUAUUAAUGACAGUUCUUCUGAAAAUAAUAGCGAGAGUACAAUAUUCCAGGCUUCCACAAACGAGUCCAAUGUGUUGAGAGUCAUCACCACCUCUCCUUCUCUUUCUCUAAUUGCCUAGAAAAGUCUUUCUCUACUUAUCUAAUAACUGAAAAAAAAGAAAAAAAAAAUACUUAAUAUUGUAGUAAAAGUAUUUGUACUUGAGUUUUUAUUAAUAAAUAAAUAAAAGAGUUGUAUGUGUGCAAUUAAGUCCUCCACAUAAAUUCUAUACAAUGUACUCAGCUCCAUGCAUAUAUGAUGUGAAUAUUUUCCAAGUCAGAUUACUUUAAUAUAGUUGGUUUAUAAUAUUCUUUUCAAUAA